Lacerta agilis (Sand lizard) is the source of this 4580-nucleotide messenger RNA. RefSeq lists its product as uncharacterized. Gene Ontology annotation, molecular function: protein binding; GTP binding. The transcript is spliced from 5 exons. Bases 57 to 4580 code for a protein of 1507 amino acids. The record is from RefSeq and is a predicted model, not a curated record. Lineage: Eukaryota; Metazoa; Chordata; Lepidosauria; Squamata; Lacertidae.
ACAUCGCUUGUUUCUUGCAGGGAGGAGGAGGCAGGAGAGAAACCUGGACCUGAACCAUGGACAGAUCAGACGACACAGUUGAAAUACCAGCCCUGGGCCGCCCAUUCCAGCUGGGGAUGCUGUACGACUGUCGUAAAGAUGCCCUCAUCCCAGGAAUCACCCUUUGGGGCCACGACUCGCUUCAGAAGGACUUGUGUAUCAAACCACAACCAAAGACUGAAUAUGAAAUCAUUGCAUCUGACUCCAUUGAUGAUAAGACCUCUGCCCUCAAUGUCUCAGGAUCACUCAAGGCCAGUUUUUUGGGGGGAUUGGUGAAAGUGGAAGGGUCAGCCAAGUACCUUCAAGACACCAAGAAGUCCACAAAACAGGCCAGAGUCACUCUGCAGUACAAAGCUACCACCAAGUAUUCACAGCUGACCAUGAGCCAUUUGGGAAUCCAAAAUGUCACUUAUCCAGCUGUUUUUGAGCAUGGCACAGCCACCCAUGUUGUCACUGCCAUCUUGUAUGGAGCCCAGGCUUUCUUUGUGUUUGACCGAAAUGUCUCUUCUUCCGAGUCUGUGGAAGACAUACAAGGAAGCCUGAAAGUUAUGAUAGAGAAGAUGGCCACUAUUGGAGGCGAGGCAGCCAUCCGCAUGAAUUACCAGGAAAGAAACCAUGCAAAUCAGUUCAACUGCAAGUUCUAUGGAGAUUUUUCUCUGGAGAAUAAUCCAGUGACUUUUGAAGACUCCAUUAAGGUCUACACUGCUCUGCCCAAAACGCUGGGUACCAAUGGGGAGAAGGCUGUGCCUGUCAGAGUUUGGCUAUACCCACUGACCAAGCUGGAUUCCAAAGCAGCUAAGAUGGUGCGCGAAAUCAGCUUAACACUUAUCCUUAAUGCCCAAACCAUCAUGGAGCAGCUGAGUGAAAUCGAUAUGAGAUGCAAUGAUUUGUCUACCAAUCCCAUUGCUACCACCUUCCCAGAAAUACUGUUGAAAAUCAAGAAAUUCCAGGGUUUCUGCAAGCAACACAGGCAGAUUUUCCAGAAACACCUGGCAGGAAUCUUGCCUUUGAUCCGGGGAGGGGGGAAAGAGGAAAGAGUUCUGGUGGACAUCUUAACAUCCAUAAAUCAAUCACCUUUCAAUGGCCAAAGACUCAAUGAAUUUUUGAAUAAUAAGGAACAAGAGAUAACCAUGGUCAAGUCUUACCUUGAUAUCCUGAGUGGGAUAGAAACCAUCUCCUCCCAGAAUAAACUGGAAGAGGUAGUGCUUAACCACCAGAAUGAAUUUGUUGUCUUAUUUACAUUCACUUCUUUACAUGAUGAGGAACCAUUUUUAACCAGCUUACAACACUUUCUUCAUAAACGAUCAGCAGAUCCCACAGGAGUCCAGAAUGCACCUGAGGAUUGGAAUGCUUGGUUUCAGGAAAAAGACAGACAGAGAAAUGCUCGGAAAGCUGCCAAGUCCAUUGCUAAUUUUGCCCAAGUCAAUAAAUCAAACAGGAAGACCCGGCUCCUUGUGGCUUCUGUCCCAGAUCAGGACAACCCAGGAGCUUCCAUUUACCUCUAUGAAGAUGGGGAGAUGGUCAACAGCAACUUUGAGCUUCCCUCAAAACCUCUCCCUCCACUGAUUGGGCGAAUUGGACAUGACCAUGUGCAGCUGACAUUUCAACCAGCUAAGUAUGGGAGGGCUUCAAUCUCUAGCUAUCAAGUAGAGUACAAGAUUGCAGGAGAAGAAAAUUGGAAGAUUGUGAAUACAGACGACAGUCAGGAGACAUUCCAAGUGAGAGGGUUGAGUGCAAACACAGAAUACCAGUUUCGAUACACUGCUAGGAGCAAACCAGGACUUAGUGAGACUAGUGAUUUGAGUAGAGCUGUACAGACACUUCCUACCAACCCUCCUGGGAAACUGAGAGUGAUAAUUGCAGAGUCUUCUAAAAUCAGUAUAGUGUGGGAGAGCCCAAAGAUCAUUGGCCAGGGAGCUGUUAUAAAGGAAUACAAAGUGGACUACAGUGAAGAGGCUGGAGAGGCAAAAAGGAAGGACAAAGAACAAGAAAAAAGAACAGGGAAGAAAACAGAGUUCUGUGAGAUUGAUGGUCUGAAGCCCCAGACACCCUACAGAUUCAGAGUCUCAGCCAUGUGUGCCGGUGGGGCUGAGAGUGAGCCCAGCAAAGAGAUUGAGGUUUCCACAUCAUUGGAAGGAGACAAGAACAGAGUCGCUUGUAAAUACCUCCAAGACAGCAUCCUGGUUGAGGAUGGGCCACCAGCAGUGUAUGCUCUGCCACUGGAGGCCAUACCAGAUGUCUCUACAUCCUGUCGAACAUACCAGCUAGGGAAAGAGAACAUGCAGGCCCCCAACAAAGUGAUUAUGGUGAUGGGGGCAACAGGGUCAGGGAAAACCACUCUCAUCAAUGGGAUGAUCAAUUAUGUCCUAGGUGUGCAAUGGAGAGAUGAUUUCCGAUUCAAACUUAUUCAUGAAAACACCAACAGAAGCCAAGCUCAAAGCCAAACGUCAGAAAUGACCGCCUACGUCAUCCACCACCAAAAGGGUUUCCAAGUCCCCUUUUCCCUCACCGUUAUUGACACUCCAGGAUUUGGAGACACAAGAGGAAUAGAGCAUGACAAGUUGAUAACAAAGCAGAUCCGGGAGUUUUUCUCCUCCCCAGGGGGCACUGAUCAUAUAGACGCCAUCUGCAUUGUCGUCCGGGCCUCUUUGGCUCGUUUAACUCAUGCCCAGAAAUACGUCUUUGACUCUGUGCUCUCCAUCUUUGGCAAAGAUAUAAAGGACAACAUCCAAGUCCUGAUCACUUUUGCAGAUGGACAGACCCCUCCUGUUCUCGAGGCCAUUAAGGAAGCCAAUGUUCCAUGCGCCAAGGAUGCCAAGGGCACCCCUGUGCACUUCAAAUUCAACAAUUCAGCACUGUUUGCUAACAAUCCUGUGGAGCCUGGAGGCAAGUUCAAUUUUGAUGAAAUGUUUUGGAAAAUGGGUGCCAUGAGCAUGAAGACCUUCUUUGAUUCAUUCCACACGCUAGAAACGAAGAGCUUAACAUUGACGAAGGCAGCUACAGGAAUUGAACUGAGGAUCGCCCUUGUUGGUAAAACUGGAGCUGGGAAAAGCGCAACAGGAAACACCAUCCUGGGCGACAGAAGGUUCACGUCGUCCACAUCCUCUUCCUCAGUGAUGAGAAAGUGCCAAAAAGAAGAGACUAUCAUUGGUGGUAGGAGAAUCGUGGUUCUUGACACGCCUGGCUUUUUUGACACUAAUGUUCCAAAAGAAGAGAUUUGGAAAGAAAUCCGAACCUGUGUGAGGAACCUCUACCCAGGACCACAUGUCAUCAUACAUGUCAUGCAAGUUGGCCGUUUCAGCCAGAAGCGGAAGGCCGUUGCUCGGAGAAUCCAAAAUACUUUCAGCCUCAGAGCAAGAACAUACAUGGUCAUGUUGUUCACCCGGAAAGAUGAUCUGGGAGGCAGAUCUUUCAGAGAGUUCUUGGCGGAGGGAGACCAGGAUCUGCAGAAAUAUAUAACUCAGUAUGGUGAGAGGUGUCUGGCUUUCAACAACAGAGCUCAAGGGCAGGAAAGAGAGGAGCAGGUGGAUGAGCUGCUUGGGAUGAUCGACCACCUGGUGGAAAGGAACAAGGCAGCCCCCUGCUACACGGAAGACAUGCUGGAGGAGGACAAAGAAGAGGUUGAGAGUAUGGAGAAAGAAAUACAAAGGGAAGUGGGAAGUCAGAGGAAGGAUGUGAUAAUGAUCUCUCUCAAGGAGCUGCAUAGCCUGAGACUGGAGCCUGGGAGUCGAUCCCACAAGGAUUCAGAAGUGCGGGUCGUUCUUGUUGGGAAGUCUGGUGGAGGGAGAAGUGCCACAGGGAACACCCUUCUGGGGAAGAAGAAGAUAUUUGAGUCCAAACUCUCUCCGAAGCCAGUGACCCAGACUUGCAGCAGAGAGGUCCGAGCAGAGAAGUGGAUGGGGAAACAAGUUGUCGUCAUUGACACUCCGAACAUUUUUGAUGCUUGUCCUCAAACACAGCAUGAUAUUCUGGAAGUCCAGAAGUGCCUCUCUCUCUGUGAGCCAGGUCCCCACACCCUGGUGUUUGUGACGCAGGCCGGCCGUUUCGCCGAGGAACACACUGUGGCCGCCAAGAGGGUGGAGGAGGUCUUUGGCCCAGAGGCCACAAAGUACAUGAUCGUCUUGUUCACCCGCAAAGGAGAGCUAGAGACAGGUCUAGUGGAGUACACAGAGUUGUCUGGAAACAGAGCCCUGCAGGAAUUGGUGAGAAAAUGCAAGGGCCGUUGCUGCUCUUUCAACAACAGAGGGACGGGAGAGGAAAGGGCCAGUCAGGCGGAAGAGCUGCUGUGUCUCAUUGAGAAGGUGGUUCAGGAGAACAGGGACCAGCCAUAUCUCAAGCCGCGUCCGAGGGAGAUGUCACUGAGGUCAGAUGGAAGGAAUCCUGGGGAGACUUCAAAGCAAAUAGCAGCAGGGGAACCAGUGGAAGAUGAAAUGAAGGCUGGAGAAAUCCCCAAAGGGCAGAAGAAGAAGAAAUCGAAACAUCAGGUGGUGGAGUUAGGGUGCAAAGAAAAGAAUGGGGCCCUUGUCUUUUCCAAUUGCUGA